Molecule: messenger RNA, 801 nt
Organism: Saxophila tyrrhenica
Lineage: Eukaryota; Fungi; Ascomycota; Dothideomycetes; Mycosphaerellales; Extremaceae
Exons: 2
Coding region: 1-801 (266 amino acids)
Cellular component (GO): nucleus; cytoplasm
Molecular function (GO): protein binding
Source: RefSeq, a predicted model, not a curated record
AUGGAUGACAUACCAACCUCGAUCCCACUGAGCGACACUCCGAGCUUGACUGAUUCAGAGUUGCGACGUCUACUGCCCCCGGAUACAGACAUUGCAGAAGCCAAAUCAGCAUGCGCGACUGGAAGCCUGUACACCGCGAAGGGGGCCGUGGAACGUCUGACCAGCGAAGGUGUACCGGUCGUUAACCUUCGAGGCUGUCUCCUCGAGGGCAUCAGAUCCAGAGACGAAGCCGUGGUCGAGAUGCUGCUAUCCAAAGGUGUCCCCAUCAAACAUGUUCGCCGUGGAGCUAGCGGUACGACAGAAGUCUACCGAGAUCUUGUCUUUGCUACUGCAAUAUGGAUGGGACAUCAACAGGGAGAUGGAGUGGUGUUCUCGGUCUCUGCUCGGAUGGACAUCACUCCUCUCUCCAACGCCGUCCUCAAAGCGCCACUCCCGGUGAUCGAGCUCCUGUUCGCACAUUCUAACCCACCCUACCGCGGAGAGCUGCUCCAUAACGCAGCAAUGCGCACCACGGGCGAUGCCGAAGAGGUCGUUCGAAUGGUGCUUGAACGCUGCCAACUGGACAUCAAUCACAUUGUGUACGAAGGUGACGUCUUUUCGUACGAGGUGUGGAAAGUCUCUGGCCUGGGUACUGCCCUUCACGAGGCCGCCAAAAUUGGGAAUGCGAGCGUGGUGCAGUUGCUGCUGGCCAGUGGUGCUGACGUCUCGAUUCGCGACUCGUGUGGACGGACGGCUCUUGAGGUUGCUGAGCUGUUCGGACACCAUUCCAUCGUCGAGAUGUUGCGAGGCAGUGAAUGUUGA